AUGAAGUCUACUUCUACACCACUCCUUCUCUUCAGUGUAUUCUCCGCACUAUGUGGUUCAUCUUUUGGUGCACCGUUUCGUGCUCUGAGUGCCAGACAGGAAGACUUCUUCCCAAUAACAGGGCCUGCUGUUGGGGGAAUACAACCUCGACUUGAGAUACGCGACGUUGAAGCGAAUGGCGAAAUGUUCAACCUUUUCUUACUUGCAAUUAUGCGUUUCAAAGAGAUGAACCAAGAUGAUAAAAUCAGCUACUUUCAGGUUUCGGGUAUACAUGGCCAGCCACUCAUUGACUGGGACAGUUCUCCUUCUAAUGGUGGCAACCCCGACUUCGGUUAUUGCCCCCAUGGGUCAAAUCUGUUUGGCCCGUGGCAUCGACCAUAUCUCUCAAUCUUUGAGCAAGUACUCAGUCAGAAGGCCGUUGAGGUGGCGGCGGAAUUCGAAGACGAGGCAACAAAGGCUCGUUAUCAAGCAAUUGCCGAAACUUUACGUCUUCCCUACUGGGACUGGGCCAAACGUACGGUCGAAGGCGAACGCAUUCUACCAACUUCUAUUGCAGGGCCCACCGCUGUCGUCACAUUCCCCAAUGGAACAGAAGCUGAAGUCGAAAAUCCACUAUUGCUGUAUCGAUUCAACCCUUUGAAAGAAGAAUACUUUUCUUCUCCCUGGCAAAACAUCUCCAUCACUGUUCGCAAUUCUGAGCCGUUCUCAGAGGUUAGCAACCCAGAAGAAACAGAGAACUUCCUCCAGAACUUUGCGCCCAGUCUGAGGGAGACCUUUUACCAGAUCAUCACCCAAUGGCAGACUUACAAUCAAUUCAGCAACCACGGCUCUGAAUCUUCCAUUCUUGGAAAUAUUGAGUCCAUUCACGAUAUGGUACAUGGCUCUUUCGGGUUUGCCCACAUGGGCUUUCCUUCGGUUGCCGCUUUCGAUCCUGUCUUCUGGAUGCACCAUGCGAACGUAGAUCGUGUUCUAGCUAUUUGGCAACACAUCUACCCUGAUACUUAUGUCGAGCCGUAUGAGCAAAGUUGGCCCGGUACUUACACCAUUGCGCCGGGUUCAAUUCAGGGUCCCGACUCACCUUUGACGCCAUUCCGCCGAAAUGCGCAGGGAGAUUAUCACACAUCGGAGAGCUCGAGGUACACUGAUGCAUUCCAGUACACCUACCCAGAGCUUCAGGACAACCCUUCAAAUGAUACUCUGAAGGCCAUUGUCAAUACUUUGUAUGCGCCAGCUCCGACAAGUGCUCUUAAGCGCCAGGAAGAGAUUCCGGAUGUUUCACUCUCAUCUGAACACCACCAAGCUUUCCUCUGCGCCAUUGAAGUUCCUCUCCAAUUCGUUGGUAUCUACAGUGUCGAGAUCUUCCUUGGAAAGCUCACAAGCUCGUCACAGGAGUUGACUAGUGACCCUAACUUUGUUGGCGCCCAGACCGUUAUGUCUCGAGCACAGAAUGAUCAGUCCGUCAAAGGCUCAGUUGUUCUGACAGACGCACUUCGAAAGAAAUUUGACGAUGGCGAGCUCAAGGGAUUGGACACUGAUGCCAUUCUUGAAUAUCUGCACCAGAACCUCCAUUGGCGUAUCCAAAAGGGUAAUGUCGAAGAGGUUCCGAAAGAACAAUUUCCCGGCCUGAAGAUUUCCGUGGUCUCGACUGAGAUUGAACCUGCUAACAGCACCAAUGAGUUCCCCAACUAUGUUGGAGGAUGGACGACGCACGAUGUCACCUUCGGAUAA
This is a messenger RNA of Aaosphaeria arxii CBS 175.79, 1728 nucleotides long. RefSeq names its product Di-copper centre-containing protein. NCBI's taxonomy places the organism in Eukaryota, Fungi, Ascomycota, Dothideomycetes, Pleosporales. Gene Ontology annotation, molecular function: oxidoreductase activity. The coding region runs from base 1 to 1728 and encodes 575 amino acids. The record is from RefSeq and is a predicted model, not a curated record. The transcript has 3 exons.